UACCAAUUCAGGACUUCACUCUCUUCACUUUCUCCGAGCAGAGUGGCAUUCAUCAUUGCCUCCUAGCAGCUGAAAGAGAAAGGCUGGACUGGACCUAGGUUGACCACUCUUCUAAGGAGCCAUGCUGCUGUGGUCAUUAUGGAGUGCAAUAUUGCUAGUGGAGGCUGUGGAGGAGGAAGAUGUGCGAGCAGGGUGCAGCACAGCUGUAAAUGACCUUGUCUAUAUUGUUGAUGGCUCGUGGAGUGUUGGCACCUCAGACUUUGAGACGGCCAAGCAGUGGCUUAACAACAUCACCAGCCAAUUUGAUAUCAGUUCCCACUACACACAGGUGGCUGUGAUCCAGUACAGCGACACUCCUCGUCUGGAGAUUCCUCUGGGGAUACACCAGGGUGGAGCAGAUCUCAUUGAGGCCAUACAAAGCAUCGAGUACCUGGGAGGAAACACACAGACUGGCAGGGCCAUCAAGUUUGCUGUGGACCACGUUUUCUCCGCCUCCCAGAGGGCCAGCCAGGUCAAGAACCGCAUCGCCGUGGUGGUGACAGAUGGCAAAUCUCAGGAUGAUGUGGUGGAUGCCAGUGUGGAGGCACGAGCACAGGGUAUUACAGUAUUCGCUGUUGGAGUUGGCAACGAGAUCACCACGUCGGAGCUGGUAUCCAUUGCCAAUCGACCAUCAGCUGCCUAUGUCCUGUAUGCUGAAGAUUACACCACCAUUGACCGUAUUCGAGACUCCAUGGAGCAAAAGCUGUGUGAAGAGUCUGUGUGUCCAACUCGAAUCCCCGUGGCAUCUCGGGAUGAGAAAGGCUUUGAGCUGAUGCUGGGCAUGAACAUUCAUAAGAAGGCCAAGAAGAUCCCUGGCUCUCUGGUUUCUGAGGCCGCCUAUGCCCUUACUGCCUCCACAGACAUUACUGAGAAUACCAGGGAUAUUUUCCCAGAGGGCCUUCCUCCAUCCUAUGUGUUUGUAGCAACCCUGCGUCUGAAAGGGUCUUCCAGCAAGCUGACAUUCGACCUUUGGAGGGUGCUGUCUAAGGAUAGGGAGAUCCAGGCUGCAGUGACACUAAGUGGGAAUGACAAAACUGUUACAUUCACCACCCCAAGUAGGACAGGAAAUUGGCAGAGAAUCACCUUUAAAGCUGGCUUUGAGAAUCUGUUUGACGGAAAGUGGCAUCAACUUAAAGUCCUGGUGAGACAAAGCCAGGUCACAAGUUUCCUUGACGAUCAACCAAUUCAGGAAAUGAUGCUGGAACCAGUGGAGCCCAUUUACAUAAAUGGAAAGACACAGGUGGCAAAGAGGCGAGGAGCAGACAACACUGUACCUGUAGAGAUUCAGAAGUUGCGUCUGUACUGUGAUCCCCAUCAGAGUGAGAGAGAAACAGCUUGUGAGAUUUACUCUGUGGAUGAUGAAAGGUGUCCUCUGAAUCGAACAGCUACAGAUGAGGAAGAAGACUGCAACUGUGUAGUUGGACCAAAAGGGCAGCCGGGCCUACCAGGACGCAUGGGUUUCCGAGGGGAGAAAGGGAGGGAAGGACCACCAGGACCUGAUGGUAAACCUGGUAAAGAUGGGAAAACUGGGGAAAUUGGUCCUUCUGGAUUUCCAGGGAUGAAGGGUGAAUAUGGCCCAACAGGACUUGGAGGGGACCCUGGUCUACAAGGUCUCAAAGGAGACAGAGGCGAACCAGGCUUAUCAGGAGAACCAGGACCUCCAGGACCCAAGGGUCUUCCUGGUGAGAAAGGUGAGCUGGGACCUUCAGGAGAAGCUGGACCAAUGGGGGAGCCUGGACUACCAGGUAGCGGAGGACAGCUUGGGCCACCAGGAGGAAAGGGGGAGAGAGGAGACAGUGGUGCUGCUGGAGCUCCAGGCGAGGUGGGUGUCCAGGGACCUCUUGGCGAAGUGGGUCCAAAAGGACCUCAGGGAGAAGAAGGCUUGCCUGGGCCAAGAGGACCACCAGGAAUGAACGGAACAAUGGGAAUCCAAGGACCCCUGGGGCCGCCCGGGCAGGACGGCCACGAUGGUCCCAAGGGGAAGUGUGGCGAUCCAGGUGUCAUAGGUCCUGUUGGUCCUCCAGGCCCGAAGGGCUCAACAGGGGACUCAGGUUUAACGGGUCUGCCGGGUGCCAUGGGGCUGCCAGGGUUCAAAGGUCACAAGGGGGAGAGAGGAGACACUGCCACAAAAGGAUGCCAGGGGGAGCCAGGCAGAGAUGGAGAACCAGGCACUCCUGGUGUAACUGGCGAAGUGGGACCCAUGGGACGGAAAGGAGAGACAGGAGCCACAGGUGACGUAGGUCAUAGGGGAGCUGAAGGGAAGAAAGGGGACAUGGGCCACAUGGGCCACAUGGGUGCUGUUGGUCCCAGGGGAUUUACUGCACAGGACGGGUUGCCGGGCCAACCAGGCCAACCAGGAUAUCCAGGAAAACCAGGCAAACCUCCCUCAGAUGAACAUCUUCUAAAGCUCUGCACUGAUGUUCUGCGUAAUCAUCUUCCAGCACUGCUCCAGACCUUGGCCCCCCCAGCCAAGUGUGAACCCUGCCACAGCGUGAAGGGACCCCCGGGUGAACCUGGAGCACAAGGAGCCAAAGGCUCAAUGGGAACUCCAGGCUACCCUGGCAGGAGUGGGAAUCCCGGGUACCCAGGGCCUCCUGGAAUGCAGGGUUCUGCAGGUCUUAAAGGUGACAUGGGACCAAGAGGGCUUAAAGGCGGCAAAGGUGAAGGUUACAUUGGACCUCCAGGACCACCUGGACAGCCAGGAAUUCAGGGUCCACGUGGCUUUGAUGGAAUUGGCCAUCCAGGAAGUGAGGGAAUUCCUGGAAAACCAGGGCCUCCAGGAGAUCUUGGUAAACGGGGCCAUCCAGGACUUCCAGGGGUUUGUGAUGUUUCCAUGUGUUAUCAAAACUACAACCUCAGGGAACAUUACAGCAAAGGACCCAACAUCUGAUGAUGAAGGAGCAGGGGAGAGGAUGCUAUUGAAAACAGAAUGUUUCCAGAAUGCGAUUUACUGUAUCACUGUUUUACAGAGAUGUGUAUGACUGUUGACUCCUUUAUAACAACGUGUGUGUGUGGAGAUCAGCUGCACUGGAGGCAGAAAUAAUCUCAUUAGUUGAGUUAAAGUGAAAUAGGCAGGGCAUCAAUUCUUGAUUAUGGAAUUCAUGAUCAAAGACAGUCAGCACGCUAGCUACCUACAGUAUCUGACUGAGAUACCAGACUUACAUGGCUAAUUUAUUCUUGCCAAGUUUGAAAAGCAGCUUACGAAAGUGGGGUUCAUUCCAAAUAAGUCAGGUAAGCACCAACAUUUUUAUUACCGAGCUGUUUUUUGUGUAAAUAGCAAGACAAAUAGGAUUUGAAAUAACUUUAUGAAUAGCUACCUCCUCUUUUACUCUUUGUUUAAGUCAAUGUUUCCGAAGGUUUUGUUAAUACAUUGGAUCAAUCCCUCUUCUCAUUUAAUUUCAACGCAAACCAUAUGACACACUUCCUAAACAAAAUAUAUAAAAUAGAAAAUUAUUAAAUAAUUAUGAAAGAUCUGAGGCUGAAAAGACCAUUUGCCCUCUUGUGUGAGGUAAUGUGGCAAAUCAUAAGAUGUAUUCUACUCGGGACUCAGUAGAAUAGCAGUAGGCAAAGUCUUCUUUAAUUAAUGAAUGAUUAUUAAUUUAUUCCAGAAUAUGAGUCAUAUUACAUCUGCAUAUAACCCUAUACUAUGAAUAGAAGUAGAUAACACUCAUGCUGUGCUGUGGUUCCCAUUAGCUUCAUCAAAAGAGGUCCAUAUCAACCAGUGAGAUAUUAUUCCUUCCUUCAGUGCAGAUCUGACCAAGAGAAAUGAUUGUCUUCAAAUGAUGUUAAAAAGUACAGUACGCUCCCUAAAAAUGUAUGUGGAUAAGUCACAACGAAAGAACAGGACACACUAUUUUCACAUGAUUACUUUGCAAAAGGUGACCUAACCGUCAGGCAUUUUGGUGAAAAAAAAGCAACCUUGAAGUUAAUAAAUAAAUGAGGAAUCACUUCAAAUACAGCAUUGUUAUAUUGCAGUACAUUGUGACCUGUCAGCCUGCUUUUCAGUUCAUCCAAACAGUAAUAAAUUCUGGUGGAAAUAACAUAUUCUAUGACCUAUUGUUUAUAGAGCACCGGGAGUUGUGUAAUCCAUCACUGUGAGACGAGGGGUUGUAAGAAACAUGUCACUGUCUAUCUUGUAGUUUCAUAUUUGUUUAGUUUUUAAGCCAAUAUUAUAGACUUAUAUUUGCAUCUGUGUGUGGAUUACAUUGAAUUAUCAAAAUUAUGAUUUUAAAAUUACAUUUUUGCAGGCUUAUCGUUUUUUUUUAAAAUUACCUUCAACUUGGACAGUACUUUAUGCUAACAAUCCCAGAAUGCAAUGCAUCACAUUUUUAUUUGCAAGAAUUUUGGUUGUACAACUUUUAACAUGUAAUGAUGAUGAUAAACUAUGAUGAUUUGUAAGUGUCAUAAAUGUAAAUUUGCUGCUUUAUAUUGAGUAAAGCAUUGGGUAUUUCGGACACCCCAUAUUUAAAGCUCGUCUGUUGCCUUUACUCUGUUACUGUAGCUGUGUGUGCUGGGAUAUGAUUAGCUGCCUGGAAACUUGUACAGCUCCAUGCUUGCUUGAAAAUAGAUUUCCUAGUUGUAUUUUGUUCGUUCAACUGCUUUUGUGUUUUUCAGUACGAUAGGACCCAAUAUGACUAUUAUCUGCAUAUGUUGAAUUUUGUGAAGGUAGUGGGCUAACAAUGUGACCAAACAGAUUUAUUUUUUGCAAUUGUUAUCAAAUCAUACUGAGUACAUUUGACCUGUCUAUGUUUUAAUCUAGUCGAAUGAAAACUAUGGCCAAUGGUCCAUCCAAAGCCAAUUUACAAAAGGAAUUCAGUGAAGCUGUGUGUUGGCAAAUGCCAAAUAGCCAAACAGCUAUUUCAAUUCCAUAUUGCAAUAAUAUGCUUCGACAGCGUCUCAGUACGUUUUGUUUUUUUACAGUCUGUUUACAAGGAUAAAGACAACAUAUGUUUUGUUUAUAUUGACUGUUUUUCCAUCUCCAUUUAUGGAAAGUGUUGGUGGUUAUGUGCUAAAUUGCUUUAGUGCCAGUUUCUCAAGAAAAGUGGCACUCCAUGUAUGUUGAGGACUGAUAAGACUUACAUGUCAAAGACUUGGAACUCUUCCAAAGGCCUUGUGGAGUAACAAACGGUUUAGCACCUCUCUCUAGGGUUCAGGCUUCAGAGUGGCAUUUUCCAGACGCUUAUUUGUUGCUCUCAAACUGUAAAUUUGGACUGAAAUAAGCUGCACAGGUUUAAGGUAUCAUCUCUGUUAGAGAAGCAAGCCAUAUCUUAUGUUAUCAUUCAAGUCUUAAAAAGUAGGAAACAAUCAGCCAUGCAUCAAGCAAAUACAGUCCUGCUGAAAGAGUACUGAUAUAAGUGUGACAAUCUCGCUGCUUAUUGCUAUUGCCAUUUACAUUUUUGAAAAAGAUUAGACAUGAUUUUGUUGUAUGAUGAUAUUAAAUGACUUUACCGUAUGCUGCCAAA
Molecule: messenger RNA, 5501 nt
Organism: Eleginops maclovinus (Patagonian blennie)
Lineage: Eukaryota; Metazoa; Chordata; Actinopteri; Perciformes; Eleginopidae
Product: collagen alpha-1(XXI) chain
Exons: 32
Coding region: 122-2929 (935 amino acids)
Source: RefSeq, a predicted model, not a curated record